UGGUACUGCCCUGAACGAUUCGAGGAGAGAGACGGAGGACGGAGGCUGCAUUGUCCAGAGAAAAAGCAGGAAUUAGAGCCGUAAAAAUUACUGAAAAAUGGACAAGAACGACCUGGUACAAAAGGCCAAGCUCGCUGAGCAGGCUGAGCGCUAUGACGAUAUGGCUGGGGCCAUGAAGUCUGUGACGGAGCAGGGUGGGGAGCUCUCCAAUGAGGAGCGCAACCUGCUGUCAGUCGCCUACAAGAACGUUGUGGGGGCACGCCGCUCAUCCUGGCGGGUCAUCUCCAGCAUUGAGCAAAAGACAGAGGGCAAUGAGAAGAAGCAAGCCAUGGCCAAGGAGUACCGGGAGAAGAUUGAAACCGAGCUGCAGGACAUCUGCAACGAUGUGCUGGGACUUCUUGACAAGUACCUGAUUGCCAAUGCAACUGCAGCUGAGAGCAAGGUGUUCUACCUGAAAAUGAAAGGCGAUUAUUAUAGAUACCUGUCUGAGGUAGCAGCUGGGGAUGCAAAAAAGACCACAGUGGAUAAUUCCCAGCAGGCAUACCAGGAUGCUUUCGACAUCAGCAAGAAGGAGAUGCAGCCAACACACCCCAUCAGGCUCGGCCUGGCCCUCAACUUCUCUGUCUUUUACUAUGAAAUCCUCAACAACCCUGAGAAGGCCUGCACCUUGGCCAAGACGGCAUUUGAUGAAGCCAUCGCUGAACUCGACACCUUAAAUGAGGAUUCCUACAAAGACAGCACUUUGAUCAUGCAACUACUAAGGGACAACCUGACUCUGUGGACAUCGGAAAACCAGGGAGAUGAGGGAGAGACCGGAGAAGGGGAAAACUAAUGGAAUUGCACUGUUAAUCUACCUACACUCUUAAACACAAACAGCU
This is a messenger RNA of Oncorhynchus nerka (sockeye salmon), 878 nucleotides long. Its product is annotated as 14-3-3 protein beta/alpha-2-like. The transcript is spliced from 6 exons. Lineage: Eukaryota; Metazoa; Chordata; Actinopteri; Salmoniformes; Salmonidae. Gene Ontology annotation, cellular component: cytoplasm. The record is from RefSeq and is a predicted model, not a curated record. Gene Ontology annotation, biological process: signal transduction; intracellular protein localization. The coding region runs from base 98 to 832 and encodes 244 amino acids.